UUAAUUCUAGAGACAGGAAGAUGUUCGUGUAAAACUCAAGGCCAACCCAUUUUUAGGACCUAAAGUUUUUGUCGUUCAAGAAUGUGUCCCACGCUCCGGUAUAUAUGUGUGUUCCACUGGAUUGAAAGUGAUUUUCAGCCUUUUCACGGACUGACUCUUCAGACCACAAUGAAAACUUUUACGACUGACUGAAAAGAACAAUCAGCUAAAGUGUCAAGAAAAGAAAGACUAAAAUAAGGAGAUUCAAGCGUUGUCCAUGGUGAGGUUUGGAAGUAUGUCUUACAGUGAUCAGACUCCACCCAGCUCCAGAAGAACCAGCGGCACAAACUCUGGGGCUCAAUAUGCUACUGCUGCUCUGGGCGUGGGCCUCAUUGCUUUAGGGAUUGUUAUGCUUGUGUGGAGUGUGGUGCCUUCUGGGUCAGGAGGUAACAGCUCCAAUUCGGGAUUGGAGCCCGGUCAUAUUCGGGACACCUCAUCCGUGGCCUUCGUGCUGGCGGGAGGAGGAGUCGCUCUGCUGCUGCUUUCCGUGUGCCUGAGUGUACGGAACAAACAGCGAGCAGCCAGGGAACUGCAAGCCAGCAACGCUCACGCAAACCAACAGGAGGGGGCAAGGUUGGAACAGUUAGCUCAGGGUUUCAUGGUCCCCACUUAUGAGGAGGUGGUUGGGAGUGGCCAGUACCCCAUCAGUCAAUCCUCCGGGCGGAACAACAGCACCACCCAGCUGCCGGCUUAUGAGGAACUAGUAGAAAAUCAACAGGUCAUGGAGGAAGUUUCCAGCCCAGCACGAAGGCACUCAUCCCAAACCGAGCCCAGCAAUGGGGCAGGAGGACGCAGAAAAAGCCGUCCUGGUCGCAAUCUGAUUCCCCUUAAGAUCAGACGGAUCAAAUCUGAGAAUAUGAGAAGGAAAAGCUUAAGCGAUGCCCCGCAGAGCUUUGUUUUCACCAUCGAACCCCUCACACCACCCCCACAGUAUGACGAUAAAUCAAUGCCCAUACCUCCAGACACAUAACAGUGAGUGUUUACACUAACACUGGGGUGUGAAAGUGCGUGGUGAAGUGUCUACCUCCUUUAUGAAAUGCUCCAAUGCUGAAUUUUUUGAUUGCAUGUUACUCUUCUAGAGACGAGGGACAAAGGAACGCAAAGGAUCAUGGGAAAGUAGUUUGUAAACGGUAACGUUAUUAUGGGAAGGCAAUACAGGGCAUCCUUCCCAUUCUGGUUGUACACUUUCCAGCUGUUGAUCAUGAGAAAGCCGGUCGAAAGAGCAGCUGACUCGAACUGGAUUUAAAAAAAAAAGUUUACUGAUCAUCUGGUGGUCCUUCCAUUAAACUUGAAUUUGAGCAACUAAGCUCUUUGGACCUUUUUUCAUAGGACGUCCACAAACAUUUUCACUAAACUGACACUAGACUGUAAACUGUGAGUCACUUUAGCACUGUUGCGUUGUUGCACUAAAGUCUGUGUGUUUUUGUGUGUGUGUUGUAUAAUGUAGGGCUGUUGAGCAUGAGUGCACAUGAUUUUUGUACAUUUUGUUUUAUAAAUGUAGCUACUUUUUUAUGUUAACCUUAACUUUGUUUUUGUGCAAGUAGGAUUGUACUUAAUCCUGGCCUUGUUGUCAGUGUGACAGACUGUGAGAUCAUCCGUGUGUAUGUCUUACGACACAGAGACGCUCUUUGACCCUGCAGCUGUUUGUUAUAUCACCCUUACAAGCACACAUACAACACAGAGCAUUUCUUGUCUCAUUCUUUCGCUAACUUGCAUGCAUGAACACACAGUCUUUUCAUCCCUCUGUUUUGUUGUUAAAAACAUUGAUAAUUGAUUUGUAUGAGGAGAACUGGGUUUCUUUGUCCAGUGUGGUUCAAGUGCUAUAUCAUCUGGAUUAAAUGCUUUAAACACUCCUAAUAUAUAUGUCAAUAUUAAGACACAUCUGGUUGUUAAUAAAAACAGUGUUUCGUUUUCUGGAAUUUUGCUAAUGAAACUGCAGUUUUUUAGGAAUGUGCAAAAAAUAUGUUCUCAUUGGUGAUGUAAUGAUUUUUUUGUAUGUUGAUUUAUUAUAUUUUGUAAUGUUUCCUAUUGUAAUCUAGUGAUGUAUGAGCUAUAAAAACGGUUUGGCAUUAAGAUGUUAUUUAAAGAAAAUAUCCUAAAUUAUUUUUGUUAGGAGGAACAGUAACCUCGUAGCAAAAUGAAGAAUGGGUGUGUGAGAAAUGUAUCCUAAAGUACUUUUGUCUUAAACAAUUAAAAGGUUUAUUUGAUCAUUAUUAUAAUACAUUUUGUUGAUUGGUAAUCCUUUUUAUAGAUUGUCUUUCAAAAGUAUAACAAAAUAAAGAUUGUUAAAUUGCAAAUUAUAA
Messenger RNA from Misgurnus anguillicaudatus (oriental weatherfish), 2342 nucleotides. It is a transcript of the gene tmem51a, whose product is annotated as transmembrane protein 51a. The record is from RefSeq and is a predicted model, not a curated record. Lineage: Eukaryota; Metazoa; Chordata; Actinopteri; Cypriniformes; Cobitidae.